AUGCAGUUAUCAACAGUCCAGCCUGUUUUUAAAUUGGAAUUAAAUCACAAAGUAACGCCUGGUAUUGUUGUUAUAGCAAAGUUUGACGGUACUCAUCCGUGCUUGACUGCAUCCGCCGGAUAUGAUAAAAUUAUAAUCCACCACCCUCACGGAGGUGUGGUGAGCGGGCGCGCUCAGAGGUCGCAGGCGCACGGUGAGGUCUCAGAGUUGAACCUCAGUCAGGCUGUGAUUGCACUGGCUGCAGGGCCUCUGCGUCCUGACACUGGGAGAGACAUGUUGCUGAUAGGCUCACCUUCACAGAUUCUAGCUUACGAUGUCCACGACAACACAGACCUUUUCUUCAGGGAUUCUCCAGAUGGCGUUAAUGUGAUUAUUGUGGGUAGUUUUGGGAAGUACACCGAACCGUUAGCAAUCGUCGGGGGCAAUAGUUCUGUGCAGGGGCUCAACUGGCAAGGCACUGAGUUGUUUUGGAAUGUUGUCAGUGGAAAGGUGUGCGCUAUGAUCACUUUCGAUUUUGAUAAAGAUGGCGAAAAUGAGCUGCUCAUAGGUUGUGAAGAUUCUUACAUCAGAGUGCUGAAGAACAACCAAUUUAUUAUGGAAAUAGCUGAAACGGGUCCAGUCCUUUGUUUGACUCCAGUCACUGAAAUUAGAUUCGCGUAUGGCUUGGCUAAUGGAACCAUCGGGAUAUACGAAGAAGGCAUUAGACUCUGGAGAGUAAAGUCGAAACAAAACACGGUCGCCCUGCAAUGGUCAAGAGACACUCUGGCCUGCUGCUGGAGCAACGGCCGUGUUGACUGGCGGGAGGGCACCACGGGCCGCGUCCUCAGAAGAGUGCAAAUGCGCGCAGGCGCCGCGGCUAUGCUCUUAGCCGAUUAUAGAUCAGUCGGUGCUCCAGAUUUGGUAUGCGUUUCGGAUAGAGGCGAAGUUAUGGGUUACCCACCAUACCAAGAAAACACGGGCUUCAACGCGACUUCAAAGAAGCUGCCAUCCGAAGAGGACCGGUUGGCUAUAACAGAGUUAUUUAAUAAAAAACAAGCUCUAUUGGUGGAGCUUCGGCACUACGAAGCAAACGCAGCGACAGGCUCAAUGAGCCUAGAAACUCCUGAGCGAGGAUCGACUGCAAUGCCUACGAACACUCGCUUACAAGUUGCGGUUUCUGCUUCGCCGGAGGAGCGCUGUUUAGACCUCGUAAUAUCGACCAACAAUGAGACCAUAGUGCGGGCGGCCUUGGUUCUCGCUGAGGGUAUAUUCGAGACAGGCGAAACCUUGGCGCGGCACCCACCAGCGUCUCAGCUGAGAUCGAUGCUGCAGAUGCCGCUGAAACCGCCUAGAGAUGUACCCGUCGAUGUACACAUAAAGGCUCUAGUUGGCUAUCCAGAUAGUGAGCAAUUUCACAUUUUUGAGUUGACCAAGCAACUCCCCAGGUUCUCUAUGUACACUGUUGCAGUACCUGGUACAACUACUUGUAAAGACAGCUAUGUCACUUUUCGAAUUACUGAGAGAGUACAAAGAAUCUGCAUUUGGAUCAAUCAAAAUUUCUUAUUAGAACAAGAUGUAACUUUAGAAUCUGAAGAUACAAAAGAGCUUCAUCUAAGCCUUUUCUGCUUGAGAAGCCAGUCACAACUGGAUAUGGACUUUGCAGCUGAUGGACAAGUGAAGAUCAGCACACCAGAUAUAAGACUGGCUGGAGACCUGAUACAAAGCCUGGCUGUCUACUUGAAUCUAUCGGAUUUGCAGUCUACAGCACAAUUUCCUGAAGCCGAAAAGAAACUGCGUCAGGAGAUGGAGAUAGCUGCUCAAGUUGGUGAAAUGCGAUCUCGUUUAGCAGCUGAAACGGCAGAACGGGCGCAGCUAAUAACGGCAUUACUUCCUGCUGCUCAGGAUGCUGCUGCUUUUGACUUAAAAGAAAUGCUGAAUCGAUAUAAAGAAGUAAUAAUGCUGAAUGAAGAGCUACUUUCUGGGUGUCAUGUACGACGAUCGACGCAAGAACAGGCAGUCACUUCUCUCAAAAACUUGCAUACAAUCUUGCAGCAAGCCUCAAGAUUACGUGUUGGAAAAUACAGCAAAGCAGUAGUAGCUGCAAGCAGAAAGGCAGUUAGAGAAGACAAUGUGGAAGCGCUAAUUAAAAUUCUUCAAGUUGGCGACUCAUAA
This is a messenger RNA of Ostrinia nubilalis (European corn borer), 2151 nucleotides long. RefSeq names its product Bardet-Biedl syndrome 2 protein homolog. The transcript has 11 exons. Lineage: Eukaryota; Metazoa; Arthropoda; Insecta; Lepidoptera; Crambidae. Gene Ontology annotation, biological process: non-motile cilium assembly. The record is from RefSeq and is a predicted model, not a curated record. Gene Ontology annotation, cellular component: motile cilium; BBSome; neuron projection. Bases 1 to 2151 code for a protein of 716 amino acids.